GAAACUCCGAGAAUCAGAACAAGUCUUUGUUGUCGCUGAGCUUCAAACUUGAACCCGCGUCCUCCAGACUCUGAAUCCUUAAUUAUCACAAAGUCUGUGUGUCGUUUCAGCAGUCAGCAGUCAGUAUCCGCGUGUUUUCGGGCACAGUGUGAAGCCUGUAGAAGUGAUCAUUCAUUUGUGUGUAUAAAGGAAAGAACAGAGUUGAAGUCAAUGCAGCGGUUACUGUGUGAGAAGGUGAUGGCUUCGGAGGGCAUGAACCCCAGCGGUGAGGGGAAAGACACCAGCCAGAGGAAAAUCCUCGUCUUCCUAGACCUCUUCUGCCUCUUCAUGGCUGGUCUGCCAUUCCUGAUCAUCGAGUCCAGUGCUGUGCGGCCAUACCACCGCGGCUUCUACUGUGGCGAUGACUCUAUAAAAUACCCAGCCAAAGAUGGAGAGACCAUCACCGAUGGGGUUUUAUCAGCUGUGGGCACACUCAUUGUCAUCCUUUCGAUCACGAUAGGUGAGAGCUACCGGAUUCACUUUCUCCAUGAAGGCUCCAAUGCAUUCGUAAGGAACCCCUACCUUUCAGCCCUCUACAAACAGAUUGGCGUUUUCCUCUUCGGCUGUGCCAUCAGCCAGUCCUUCACAGACAUCGCCAAGGUGUCAGUGGGUCGCCUGCGUCCUCACUUCCUGGAUGUGUGCAAGCCCGAUUUCUCCAGGAUUAACUGUUCGCUGGGUUACAUCACCGAGUACAUGUGCACAGGGGAGGACAGCAAGGUUCAAGAGGCUAGGAAGUCCUUUUUCUCAGGCCACGCCUCUUUUUCCAUGUACACCAUGCUCUAUUUGGCUCUUUACCUGCAGUCAAGGUUUACCUGGGAAGGCGCUCGGCUGCUAAGACCUUUGGUGCAGUUCACGCUCCUCAUGAUGGCCUUCUACACCGGUUUGUCACGGGUUUCUGACCAUAAGCACCAUCCCACUGAUGUCCUGGCUGGUUUUGUACAAGGAGCCCUGGUGGCCUACUGCGUUGCUUUCUAUGUUUCUGACCUUUUUAGGUCAAAGGACAGAGGCUCUUCCCUUCCACCAACUCCUAUAAAGAAAGAGCUUCUUCCCACCGUGGAACGAAACAACCACCUCACAUUAGCAUGACUCUAACAGUUAGGGAUACACCGGGGUGUCCGGGUGUCCACAAGGACUGAACUGGUCACUGGGCUAGUGUUGGCUUUACGCACCAACACACUGGCCUACACUGGACUGAUGUAAACCACAUGUGAAUCUUAACGUGCCAAAAACGGUGGCAUGUUUAAAAAAAAACAUUCAGGCUUACAAUGCUAACUGUUAAAGCUGAGAAGCCAUUCCAGAGCUGCAACACUAAGAAGAAGGAGCCUUUUGUUUAUCUCUUCAACUGACUACAGAAUCUUGAAUGGAAACUCAAAUGGAAAGCAAAAGCUAUUUCUGAGAAGACAUGGUUUUUUAACCUGAAAGUGAAACAAAUUCCUAGCCCAGAGGAAGGAUUUUUUAAAAUUGAAUCACUACAUGGUGGACUGUGAAUAAUAUUUAAUAAUGUAGCACAGUAUUCAAACCUCAUGUCUAACUACACUUGAAUGUUCGCUAAAUUAUAAAAUGCCUUGAACUGGUUCUUAUGAAAGCCCUGAACCGCAUGUUGUCAAUUUCAAUGUUAUGUAGAUAUUGUGGCUUAAUAUCUCAUUAUUUGAUUAAGCUGCCAUUAUUAUUUCAAAAUAUACUGACUGAUCAAUUUAUUAGGAAUCAUUAUAAGGAAUUUAUUAGGAAUCAGAUGAUCAUGUGACAUCAGCUCAGUGUGUAAAUUCAUAUAGGUGUGAGUCAAAAGUAUCUUAAGAUUAAACUUUAGAUUGGGGGGGGGCCUAAGUGAGUGUGGCAUGGUUGUUAGUGCCAGUAAGACGGGUUCAAGUUUUCCAGAAACUGCUGAUCUGCUGGGAUUUUCACAGAUAACUAUCUUCACACUAGAGAAUGGUGUGAAGAAAUAAAACCACACACAAAAUAAGCAGUAGUUUUGUGAGUGAACACACUGAAAUUAUCACUCUUUACUUCAGUCAUGCACAGUGCAUAGUGUUACCUAGUUUUAGAAUGGGGUUCCUAAUAUUGCAGAUCUUGAGUGUAUUUUAGAAUUAUUUGUCCUUGAGAUAUUGGGUCAAGAUUAAACAAAUUAGUAGUUAAGAUGUUGACCUUCUGUUCAUAUGGUCAUGAGUUCCAAUUUCAGGACCACCAAGCUAGCAUUGCUUGAGCAAGACCCUUAACCUUCAACUGCUCAGCUGUAUAAAUCGGCAUAAAAAUGUAACAUAAUGUAAAAAAUAAUGAGAUAUCAAGUUAAAAUAAAAAAAUAACUUGUGGUUCUGGGCUUCUGUAGAGUCUAGGUAAUGGUACUAGGCAGAUAUAUCAGACUGAUAUUGACCAGGAAUAUUGUGGUAUCAGAUAGGAUUAGACCGACUUUGAAUUAGCUUGUGUAUGGUUAUUGUUGCCAAUCUGAAGCACAUUCUGUGAAGCAUAUCAGUUGGUUCUCAGAGCUCUAGUAGAGAAUAUGAAUAGCAGGGGCUGGUUUUCAGAUCACUUUCAUGGUGCAUGUUCAUCUCCACCGCCACCAUCAGAACAUCCACCACCAUCUCCACCAUCACCAUAUCCGCCAUAUCUGCCACCACCAACACCAUAUCCACCACUCCCAUAUCUGCCAUAUUUACCACCACCAUCAUUUCCACCACCACAAUAUCACCAUAUCCACCACUACCAUAUCCGCAAUAUCUAUCACCACCACCAUUACCACCACCAGUGCCUCUUUUUCUAAGUGAAUUAUUCCUUUAACAGUGUUCAUUUGCUAUUCAGGUGUGUGACAUGUCACAUGAAUGGGGUUUCAAUCUGCUGGUUUAAGAUGAGUCCCGACACAAGAAACACAGUUUCUGUAUUAUUUUCCUUUUAAGCCAGUAUUCUUUUACUCGAUGUAUGUACUGAAUGAUAUAUGAGACCAUAAGUGUAAGAGACCACUAUAAAUGUGUCUCAGUGAAACUUUUGUGGCUGGGAACCUACAAUUCUUUAAAAAAAAAAAAAAGAAA
This is a messenger RNA of Hemibagrus wyckioides, 3059 nucleotides long. RefSeq names its product phospholipid phosphatase 3-like. The coding region runs from base 211 to 1125 and encodes 304 amino acids. The transcript has 6 exons. Gene Ontology annotation, biological process: phospholipid dephosphorylation; canonical Wnt signaling pathway; phospholipid metabolic process. Gene Ontology annotation, molecular function: phosphatidate phosphatase activity. NCBI's taxonomy places the organism in Eukaryota, Metazoa, Chordata, Actinopteri, Siluriformes, Bagridae. The record is from RefSeq and is a predicted model, not a curated record.